UCCGAGCACCAAGCAGAGCGACAAGGCACAGCUUGGUGGACAUCGAACCAAAACGCUGCAACCGCGUUCUACGCCUGUCGAACCAACUCUUUCUUCCCGGCUAUCUGACACGUACCAGCCCGGCGCGCUCUUGUUACCGUUCUAUCCUCUUAUAGCCUUGCAACUUACUCUUCACGCCUUCGACUCGUACGCCUUAGACCACCUAGAACAUAGACAAGAUGGCGUUCCCUAGGCCCAAGCCUACUACGAUGGAGACUCUCGCGGUUGAGCGCGCCGACCCCCCCUUCAAUGUUCGCAAGAUGGCUGUUGCCCUGCACGGCUCAGAGGAGGCGCUCCAGCUGAAGGAGAAGUUCAUGGCCGAGAUCGCGAGAAACCCCGCGUUCAAGAACAACGAUAUCCAUGACAUCUCGAAGGACGAGAUCCGUGAGCGGACGAUGGAGAAGUUUGGCGCCAUGGUCGAGUUUGUAACGUCCGAGAGCAUCGAGGUCUUUACUCAGCGCAUGGCGCUCGUCGGCAUCGCCGAUCCUGCUUUCUGGACGCGCUUUGGCGUGCAUUAUGGCCUCUUCCUUGGCGCACUGCGUAGUGGCGCCACUUCCAACCAGAUGAGCUACUGGGUCGAGAAAGGCGUGCUCGGCCUCAACGGUGUGAUCGGCUGCUUUGCCAUGACUGAGCUGGGCCACGGCUCGAACGUGGCCGGCCUCGAGACUACCGCAACCUUUGACAGCGAGAGCGACACCUUUAUCAUCAACACUCCUCACCUUCGCGCCACCAAGUGGUGGAUCGGCGGUGCCGCCAGUUCGGCCACCCACGCAGCUGUCUUCGCCCGUCUGAUCGUUGACGGCAAGGACCACGGCGUGCAGACGUUCAUCACCCAGCUCCGAGACACCAAGACAUUCCACACAAUGCCAGGCAUCACCAUCGGCGAUAUUGGCAAGAAGAUGGGCCGCGACGGCAUCGACAACGGCUACAUCCAGUUCACUUUCGUCCGCGUGCCACGUGCGCACAUGCUCAUGAAGAACACGCAAGUGUCGCGCGACGGCACGGUAACCAAGCCGCCCCUCGCGCAGCUCGCGUACGGAGCCCUCCUCGGUGGUCGUACCUCGAUGGUCGCGGACUCAUCCAACUCUGCCAAGAAGGCGCUCACCAUUGCGGUGCGCUACGCUGCGAUGCGCCGCCAGUUCUCGUCCGGUGGCAACAAGCUCGAGACUCAGAUCCUCGACUACCCUAUUCACCAGCGUCGCCUCAUGCCCCUCGUCGCACAGGCCGUCGCUAUUGGCUUCACCGCCACCAAGCUCCAGGAGAUGUACGAAGACAUGACGCAGUCGCUCGACCGCCUCAAGCCCACCGACCCGAACCUCAUGGAGACGCUCGCAAAGCUCAAAGAGACGCAUGCGACGUCGGCAGGUCUCAAGGCGUUCUGCACCUGGUCGACGCUGGACACGAUUGAGAAGUGCCGCCAGUCGUGCGGUGGCCACGGCUACUCUUCUUACUCGAACCUCCCUGCUCAGUACAACGACUUUGCUGUGCAGUGCACGUGGGAGGGCGACAACACCAUCCUGGCACUGCAGGCUGGCCGUGCUCUCGUGUCCUCGUACAUUGGCGCGACGCAGGGCGCCAAGCUACCCUCUGGUGUUGCGUACCUGUGCAACGAGGCCAACCUCACUGCCAAGUCGGAUGGCUCGCUUUCGCUCGACGACAUGGAGCGCGGGUGGGACUGUGUCGCGGCCAAUGCGGCCAAGAAGGCUGCUUACGAGUACGCUGGCUUCCGGAAGCAGGGCAAGAACAAGGAUGAGGCAUAUGAGCUUUGCUCGCAGUCGCGCUUCAUUGCCGCCAAGCUCCACACCACUGGCUACAUCUUCAAAAUGUUCAAGGCUGCGCUCGGUGACCUGCCUGAUAGUUCCGAGAAGGCCACGCUCACUACGGUCGCUAAGUUGUACGGCGUGUGGCAGGUAGAGCAGAACGAGGGUGUUUUCCUCAAGUACGGCUUCCUUCAGCCUGAGCACACGGACGAGGUGCAGCGGCAGGUCGACGCAUUCUGCGCCGAGGUGCGCAAGUACGCCGUGCCGCUUAUCGACUCGUUCGCCCUCUCCGACCACAUCAUCAACUCGCCCCUCGGCAAGUGGGAUGGCUCAGUCUACGAGUCGUACUUUGAGCAGGUGCGCGCGCAGAACCCGCUCCCGAAGGAGCACCCGUACUUUGCACGCCUCAUCAAGCCGCUUCUGGAGCGCGAGCCGUUCGCGCAUGAGGAUGUUGAAGGCGAGAUGGACCUCGACAACGAACUCCAGGAGAUGCAGGCCAGGAUGGCCAAGCGCAAGAGCAAGAAGCCCACCGCCCAGAAGCAGGAGUAGUGUAUCACCACUGUAAAUGUUAAAAUGUAGACUCGUGCUCGGCAAG
Cutaneotrichosporon oleaginosum is the source of this 2394-nucleotide messenger RNA. The record is from RefSeq and is a predicted model, not a curated record. Lineage: Eukaryota; Fungi; Basidiomycota; Tremellomycetes; Trichosporonales; Trichosporonaceae.